Callithrix jacchus (white-tufted-ear marmoset) is the source of this 1312-nucleotide messenger RNA. It is a transcript of the gene FBXO2, whose product is annotated as F-box protein 2. NCBI's taxonomy places the organism in Eukaryota, Metazoa, Chordata, Mammalia, Primates, Cebidae. The record is from RefSeq and is a predicted model, not a curated record. Gene Ontology annotation, cellular component: SCF ubiquitin ligase complex; cytoplasm. Gene Ontology annotation, biological process: SCF-dependent proteasomal ubiquitin-dependent protein catabolic process; glycoprotein catabolic process; ERAD pathway. Gene Ontology annotation, molecular function: ubiquitin protein ligase activity; protein binding.
CUUUAAGAGACGCGGCCGCCGGGACCGACCCAGACGCGGACUGCGCCGGGACUCGCCGUCCGGGGACUCACGCAGUCUGCAGCGCUCCGGCUCCACCUCUAGCGACCGCCCUCCGCAGCGAUGGACGGAGACGGUGACCCAGAGAGCGUGGGCCAGCCGGAGGAGGCAAGCCCAGAGGAGCAGCCGGAGGAGGUGAGCACCGAGGAGGAGCGGCCGGAGGAUCAGGAGGAGGAGGAGGAGGAGGAGGCUGCGGCCGCGUACCUGGACGAGCUGCCCGAGCCGCUGCUGCUGCGCGUGCUGGCCGCGCUCCCGGCCGCCGAGCUGGUGCAGGCCUGCCGCCUGGUGUGCCUGCGCUGGAAGGAGCUGGUGGACGGUGCCCCGCUGUGGCUGCUCAAGUGCCAGCAGGAGGGGCUGGUGCCCGAGGGCGGCGCGGAGGAGGAGCGCGACCACUGGCAGCGGUUCUACUUCCUAAGCAAGCGGCGCCGCAAUCUGCUGCGCAACCCGUGCGGGGAAGAGGACUUGGAAGGCUGGUGUGACGUGGAGCAUGGUGGGGACGGCUGGAGGGUGGAGGAGCUGCCUGGAGACAGUGGGGUGGAAUUUACCCAUGAUGAGAGCGUCAAGAAGUACUUCGCCUCCUCCUUUGAGUGGUGCCGCAAAGCACAGGUCAUUGACCUGCAUGCCGAGGGCUACUGGGAGGAGCUACUGGAUACGACUCAGCCGGCCAUCGUGGUGAAGGACUGGUACUCUGGCCGCAGCGACGCUGGCUGCCUCUACGAGCUCACCGUGAAGCUACUGUCCGAGCACGAGGAUGUGCUGGCCGAGUUCAACAGCGGGCAGGUGGCAGUGCCCCAAGACAGUGACGGCGGAGGCUGGAUGGAAAUCUCCCACACCUUCACUGACUACGGGCCGGGCGUCCGCUUCGUUCGCUUCGAGCACGGGGGGCAGGACUCCGUCUACUGGAAGGGCUGGUUCGGGGCCCGGGUGACCAACAGCAGCGUGUGGGUAGAACCCUGAGCAGCCCUGCCUCCACCCUCCCCCAGCUGCCUGGAGGGGCACAGGCUGGGGAUAGAUAGGCCUUCACUUAGUCCAUAGCGUCCUCACCUUCCCCAGACCACACAUCCUCUUGCUCCAAGCCCAGCCCCAGAGCGGAACAGUGGGGGAGAGGUUUUGUUGGCAUAGUUUUGCUUAGCCGGCUUCUAGAAUGUAGCUCCGGGAGGGUGUGGGCUUGACUGGACCCACUGCUGAAUCCCCUGCACGCAGCACAGGGCCUGCCACAAAGUGGGCUCUCAAUAAAUAUUAUUUGUCCAAGGAA